Messenger RNA from Orbicella faveolata, 1862 nucleotides. RefSeq lists its product as uncharacterized. Gene Ontology annotation, molecular function: protein-folding chaperone binding. The record is from RefSeq and is a predicted model, not a curated record. NCBI's taxonomy places the organism in Eukaryota, Metazoa, Cnidaria, Anthozoa, Scleractinia, Merulinidae.
CUCGAAACUAAAAGAUGAAAAAAAACUCGUAUUGUUAAUUAACCAUGCUCUAUGGACGAUUGUUAGAGAGAAUGUCACGCGACUGUCACUCCAGGAGUGACCUUGCGUUCAAGCAGCGAGUCAAUCGCGCCAAUAUCAAAGUGUGUUGUUUUCCGUAUUCUAAAUCCAUAUCCUCUUAAGUUGUGGUAAUCUGCGAAGCAAUUUUGUCAACUGCUUUCAAUGUGUUGUUAGUCAGCUUAACGACUCCUGAAGAAUACAAGAUGGCAAUGAGUAGAGAAAUUCCCAUCAGUGUUCACCCCGAGUUUAGGAGACAAAUGACGGACGAGCAGGGAAAACCCCGCAUUUUCACUCGAUCUUCGAGUUUGCCUAGCCGACCGAAACUUAAUUUGGUUAGGGAGACUUUAAAUCCAAACGAGUUUCCUAAAGAAAAAGCUUCUAAGGAAGAUCACGAACAAACUGCAGCUGAAUCCCCGAGCCAAGGGACAAAUGCAACUAAAAGGAAUCAAAAUAACCCAUUCUGGAAAGCAAACAUGCCUGCAGAAUAUCCAAAGGUGAAACAUGGGCCGCGUAAACAAAACGCCUCCGAGGGAAGAGAACAAAGAAGAUAUUUUUUCACAGAAAAUCCGUUUAUCGGAGAUUUGGAGAAGGUGUUUGAAGAUCAGUACAACUCGGAUAGGCGUCCAUUGAAACUCGGAAGACGAAACACAUACAGUGCGGGCAGCUCAAGGGAAACCCAUCAUUCCGAGCCAACAAUUGGAAGAAAUUUUACGGAACGAAACAAAAAGGGAACUUCCUUCGACGUACCCAUUCAAGUUGAAUUCAAUGAUGAAAUAAAGAAUUUUGAUGAUAAGGAGAAGAAAAGCUCACCGAAACCCCAUCAUUCCGACCCAAAAACUGGAAGAAAUCUCACGGCACGAAACAAAAAGGGAACUUCGUUUGAAAUACCAAUUCACGUUGAGUUGGAUGAAGUAAGGGAUUGUAUUGAUAUGGAGAAUGAAAGCUCACUGGAACCCCAUCAAUCCGAGCCGACAUCAUUUGGAAAGAACUCUGAUAAUAGAAACAUUCAGGAAGCAUUUUUUGACAUACCCAUCCAAGUUGAAUUUGAUGAAGUAAAAAAUGGGAGGGAAAUCAAGGAUAAAGACCUUGAAGAAAACAAAGUGAAAGGUGAAAACAGCGUUCAUGACACAAAACAAACUGCCACGCCAGUUUUAGAAGUUAAUACCGAGCAAAGUGAACCUCCUGAUGUCGUAAGUUUCGAUGGAUUUGAGGAUUGUGACAAAGGUGAGAAAGAUAGAGAUUUAGACCAGUUCAAUUCUGAAAGCAAUGAAGAUACUGCCGGAGAAGGAAAUGAAGGCAAAGAAAAUACUCAAAAAUGUCAAGUAGAGGUAGAGGACGGUGAUCAAUCUCAGCGAGUGUUGUCUUCAUGUUUGCCACAAGAAUUUACAGAAGAAAAUGAGAGCAAGAACAAGCUGUUAACUAUUCAAAGCAUCCUAAAGAAAGCUGAAGGACUCGAGAGGAAGGUUGAUGCUUUUAGUGACAGCGGUAAGACCAAAGAAUAUCUAAUCCUGGAAGAGGUUCUUACGUGCUGCCUAAUCGAGUUAGACGGCAUUGAGACAAAUCGAGACGAGAACAUUCGCUUGGCUAGGAAAACAGCAGUACAACAGCUGCAGAAAACACUCGCACGUUUGGAGCAGAAGGUUUCAUGCAGAACUGUUGAAAACAGCGAGUACUGAAGAGAUAUAAGAUAAAUCUUCAACAUGGGAUCACAGUUUAAAAAUGAAGGAAGAAGCAACAGGCAAUCUACAAUCAUGGACAAAAGUCUUGGGACAAAUUUGCACUUUUGGCGCUUUUGCGUACACACC